Molecule: messenger RNA, 2102 nt
Organism: Carica papaya (papaya)
Lineage: Eukaryota; Viridiplantae; Streptophyta; Magnoliopsida; Brassicales; Caricaceae
Source: RefSeq, a predicted model, not a curated record
AUUUGAAGAGGAGAAACGACACCAGCAGAGAAACCUUCUGGAAACGCUCGAAGAAGAAUACGAAAUCAAACGGUGUUUGGAGGAGAAUAGAGGGGGUGUUUGUGAGGUGGAGUGUAUGUGAUUUGAGUGCGGUAGCUAAUUCGUGACUAGGGUUUUGAAAAGGAGACCAAGGGUUUUUCCCUCUGUCUGAACGUCUAGCGGAGGAGAGGAGAGGAGGCUUUUGCUUGGCUUUGGUGGAGACGAGGAGUAACGACAGAGAGCCUCUCUGUUCUUCUAUCCGUGUACAACAGGACAGAAGACAGAGGAGCUCGAAAAGCAGAGAGAAUAGUGUUCUUGGAGAGAAAUUCAGUAGAGGUCCCUUUUAACAGAGAAGCACUACUGAAGGAAUUGAUUGCAGUGAACUAUUGCGCAUAGAGUUACGUUGGCUGUUUUAGAAAAUGGUGUGGUGCAGUAGCUGUGCGAGAAAUGUGCCCGGUUAUCGUCCAUUUGAUGGUGAAUUGUCAUGUGAUAUUUGUGGGAGGGUGUUGGAAGAUUUCAAUUUCUCAACUGAAGCCACUUUCGUUAAGAAUGCAGCAGGGCAGAGUCAAUUAUCGGGGAAUAUUGUGAGGACUAGGCAAAAUGACAUCUCAGCUUCACGGGAAAGGACACUGAGAAGAUCUCGAGAAGAAAUGACAAAUAUGAAAAAUGGCAUGGGAAUUGGUGAUGAACGAGACGACGUGGUUGACAUGGCUAAUCGAAUUUAUGGACUCGCGGUUGAACGGAAUUUCACCAGGGGGCGUAAAGCAGAGCAAGUACAGGCUUCUUGUCUUUACUUUGCAUGCCGGGAGAAGAAUAUGCCAUUUCUCCUUAUUGAUUUUUCAAAUUACUUGAGUAUAAAUGUUUAUGAGCUAGGGGCUGUAUACUUGCAGCUGUGUGAGCUGUUGUAUGUGGCAGAAAACAAGAACUUUGAUAAAUUAGUUGAUCCUUCCAUUUUCAUACCUAAAUUCACAAAUAGUUUAUUAGCGGGAGGGAAUAAGACAGUUGUUAGAACUGCACGAGAUAUUAUAGCUAGCAUGAAGCGGGAUUGGAUGCAGACAGGAAGGAAACCUAGUGGAAUAUGCGGUGCAGCACUGUACAUAGCUGCACUUUCUCAUGGUCUCAAGUGUUCAAAGUUAGACAUUGUAAAGAUUGUGCAUAUUUGUGAAGCAACAUUGACAAAACGGUUGGUCGAAUUUGAGAAUACAGAGUCUGGGAGCUUGACGGUUGAGGAAUUCAUGGAGAAGGCGAAGGAAUAUAAGAAGGGUUCUUCAACAAAACAACAAAGUACAAAUGGGGUGCUCUGUAAGCAUCAGGAUCACAAACCUUUUGCUUAUGGAUUGUGUCAGAGUUGUUAUGAUGAUUUUAUGACAGUUUCAGGAGGACUUGAAGGGGGGGCAGAUCCUCCAGCUUUCCAGCGUGCAGAAAGAGAGAGACUUGCUAAUGAAUCUGCAGAAGCGAAUGCUAAUGGAGGUUUAGCUGACACACUAUUGCAGGAGCUAAGCAACAACAAAAAAUCAAAUUUGGAUGAAGAAAGUAGCAGCCCGAUCAUCGGAGAAGACAAAAAUUUACCAUCUCUGGACCCCAGCGCUGCAAAGCAAACGAUGGCCAAUGAGCAUGUUGAUGAUAAACCUACUGGAGUUGAUGGCAACCCUGAAACUUUGGAUGAAUCAGACAGCUUUUCUGACAUUGAUGAUGUUGAGGUCGAUGGCUAUCUUCACAAUGAGGAGGAAAAACAUUACAAGAAGAUAAUUUGGGAACAAAUGAACCGCGAGUAUCUUGAGGAACAGGCAGCCAAGGAAGCGGCCGUAGCAGCUGCUAAAGAAGCUUUGAAGGCUAAUUAUGAAAACUGUCCAGGAGACUAUGAAGCUGCAAGGAAGCUUGCUGAAGCUACAGCAGCAGCUUUGGCAAAAUCUAGAAAGGAAAGGCAACAAAAACGAGCUGCAGAAGCGAAAAAUACUGCCCGUGCUCAAACUGCUGCAGAAGCCACCCGCCAGAUGCUGUCUAAGAAGGUAUUACGCCAUACAAAUACAAAAACUUUCUCUUUGAUUGAUCUGGAUUGCAGACAAUAGAAUUUUGUCAAAUUA